GGCGGGGCCGCGGCGGGCGGGGCGGGGUGAAGCGGAGCGGCGGCGGCUGCCAUUCCCCCGCCGCGCGGCCGCCUCCUCCCCCCCCCCCCCCCGCCUCUUCCUGGCCGCAGCGAGAGGAGCUGCGCUGGCAGCGGGGAGGCGGCGGCGGCGGAGCCCGGCUGCCGGCCCGCCAUGGCGAUCCGCAAGAAGAGCAACAAGAACCCGCCGGUGCUGAGCCACGAGUUCGUCGUGCAGAACCACGCCGACAUCGUGUCCUGCAUGGCCAUGAUCUUCCUGCUGGGGCUCAUGUUCGAGAUUACAGCAAAAGCAGCUGUCAUUUUUGUUACACUUCAGUAUAGUACCAUUCCUGCCACAGAAGAACAAUCUUCAGAAACAAUCUCUCUGUAUCACUAUGGCAAUCAAGACUUGGCUACAAUUUUCUUUUACAUGCGUGUAGCAAUAAUCAUACAUGCUAUUAUUCAGGAGUACGUAUUGGAUAAAUUAACAGGAAAAUGCACUUUUCAAAAAACAAAGCAUAGCAAGUUCAAUGAGUCUGGGCAACUUAGUGCAUUCUACCUUUUCUCCUGUGUUUGGGGCACAAGUAUUCUCGUCUCUGAGAACUAUAUAUCAGAUCCAACCUCUCUGUGGAGGGACUACCCGCACACUCUGAUUCCGUUUCAAAUGAAGUUUCUCUACAUCUUACAGUUGGCAUACUGGUUUCAUGCUUUUCCAGAAUUGUACUUCCAGAAAACCAAAAAAUAAGAUAUCUUUCGCCAGAUUGUCUACAUCGGACUUUAUCUCUUUCAUAUUGCUGGAGCCUAUCUCUAAAGUAAUCUGACCCAUCUUGGACUUGUUCUUCUGGUAUUGCAUUACUUCGUUGAAUUUCUUUUCCACAUAUCCCGUCUUUUCUACUUCAGUUGAGAAGAUAUCAGAAAGGGUAAAUUUUCACUGUGGGCAGUUCUUUUUGUUUUGGGAAGACUUCUCACCUUGAUUCUUUCAGUCCUCACUUUUGGCUUCGGACUGGCAAGAGCAGAAGAUCAACAGCUGAAUUUCAGUACUGGAAACUUUAACAUCCUGGCUGUUAGAAUCAGUGUGCUGGCCUCCAUCUGCAUGGCUCAAGCAUUUAUGAUGUGGAAGUUCAUUAAUUUCCAGCUUCGGAGAUGGAGGGAACAUUCUUCUUCUCAGCCUCAAACAGUGAAAAAGAAGUUUGUAACGGCUAAAGGAAAGACCUCCAGAAAAGAAAGAGAAAAUGGAAUAAAUGGAACAGUGACCUCAAAUGGAGCAGACUCGCCUCGCAGCAGGAAGGAUAAAUCCUCGUAAAACUGGGUUUAUUAAGUUAAUUGACUAAUGUCCCCAAAGAAUCUGCUUUUUUACAUGGAUGGCCCUUCAGCACUAGAGAUGUUAUAGAUUAAAGAAAAUACAAAUCAUGUUUUUUGAUUAUUGCUAUUGUUUUGUGAAACUUUUUUUAAAAGCCAUUUUGACUAAGAAAAAAGGUUUAUCUUUAUCUGUCUACAAACACUUUGGGGGGGGUGGGAGGGUCACAACGUUUUUUAAAUAACAUUGACACUUUUUUAAACACUUACUGUGAUGAUAACUUCACUUAAUGAGGAUCACUGAUGCAAUGUAUUAUUUCUUUCCAGGUUUUGUAAUAUUGGUGAUAUAUACUGUUUACCAAUUUCACUUUUUCCAAGUUCUUCAAGAAGUAUUGCAAAAUUGAAGUAAAAACUUAGUAUGCAUUUCAGAUAUUCUAGCUUUUCAGUUAAGUACCUUGAUUCAAAUUCACAGUUCAAAUUGGAAUUCUAAGACCGCACCAGUAAACCUUUUUAUUUUGUAGUUAUUGGCUACACAAUGUCUGCUCUAAGAAUUGCCCCCAUAUCAUUAAAACAAAACUGAACUAAUUGGAAAUGUUGCAGAGUCUUAUGCUUGUUGGUUAGAAAUAUCCCUAAAGGAACAAAAAACCUUUCUGAGAUACAGCUUUAGCACUUGAAAAUUAGAAGGGAAAGUGCGUGUCAUUGAAAGUGUUCAUUUGAGUAGCACUGUUAACUGCCAUCUGUGCUUUUAAAAGUGUACAUAUCUUGGAGAAUUGGUGUGCGUUGGACCUUCUUUGAAAACUUGUCUUUCUGAUUUUAGAGGGUGGAGGUUCUUACAGCUUGUCGUCGUGCUUGUUUUAGGAGGCAUUUAAUGCUCCAUGAAGAGGGAAUUUGUUAGAUAAAUGGAUCAAGUUUUGACAAACAUUCCUUUAUUCUAACUGCUUUGCUUUGUUUACCUCUGUUAGGAAAUAGUUUGAUUUCUCCUAUAUAUAUUUUUAUGAAAGAAUAUUUAAAAGCUACAACUUCUUAAAACUGGUUUAUUGUGCCCUUUGCUACAGCUGGAAAAAAUCUUAGUUUAAGAUUUUUUCCAUUAUCUGUCUUUCAUAAUGGUAUUAAAUGUGAAGCCUUGUCCAGUUGAUUUUCCAGUUUAAUAUGCAGUUAAUGUUUUUCCUCUGUAUCCUUUUGUAAUGGGAAUAAAUCAACUUGGGAACGAUUUAAAGAUUUUAUUGUCUUAAGAAGUUGCUAAAUCAGGCUUUCAAGUUAACCCAAGUAUUAGACUGCUUAUUGAUUGAGUAGGAGUAAUUAUAAGCAAUCAACCUGAUAAAUAAAUAGUUUAAUUAAAACUGUUACUAUAGUUUAGUUUAUACCCCCCAAAAUAAUAAAUCUGCAUUCUGUAUCUUACACAGUUUGGUUGCUUACUAUACAGAAUAAACAUUUCUAGUACAAAA
Molecule: messenger RNA, 2737 nt
Organism: Cygnus olor (mute swan)
Lineage: Eukaryota; Metazoa; Chordata; Aves; Anseriformes; Anatidae
Gene: TRAM1
Product: translocation associated membrane protein 1
Biological process (GO): SRP-dependent cotranslational protein targeting to membrane, translocation; protein insertion into ER membrane
Cellular component (GO): endoplasmic reticulum membrane
Source: RefSeq, a predicted model, not a curated record